UGUAAGGCAACCUGUGGUCCUCUGGAUGCUUCUGAACUACAACUUCCAGACUUCCUCACCUUUAGUCUUGCUGACUGGGGCUGAUUGGAGUUGCCGUUUAGAAGUAUCAGAGGACCAUGGUUCUCCCCUUCCUUCUUGCUUUUUUAGGUAACUCUUGUUUGCAUUGUAUUGCUUGUGCAGUCUUUUGAAUGCUUCUGGAUGUGCUUUUGUGAUAUUCGCAGUUGAGCUACUGUAGCUGAAGCCCUUUGGUAUCAAUCAGUUACUGAGUUUGGAAAUGCAUAGCCCAAAAGAAUUCAUUCUUUGUUGGGGUAAACUUCACCUUGAGAUAGAACAGUUGUUCUGGAACUGUGCAGAGCUCAGGGAAUCUCUAUGACAGUUUUAUCUAGCUGCAGCAAUAUGAAAUUGAGGGUUGCAGUUCCUUUUCAUUUUGUUUCUAAUUCUGAAACAAACUUUUCUUUGUUUUAGAUUUCUCUAAACUGCUGCUCUGAGAUAGCGUUUUUCUCCUCUAUCUCUUCCCUGCAAAAUUUCAAAAGAUGGAAGCCUUUAACAACUGUCCUGGACUGGGUGGAGAUUUGAAAAUGCAAAACUGCAGGAGUGAACAUUACCUCUAUUUUGCCUAUGGUAGUAACUUGUUGCAGGAAAGAAUAAUGUUAAGAAACCCAUCUGUGGUUUUCCUUACCCUAGCACAAUUACUGGAUUAUAAACUUGCUUUUGGCUCUCAUCAAGGGAAACCAAGUCCUCAGUGGAAUGGAGGUACAGCUACUAUUGCCUAUAGCCCUGGUGAAGAAGUGUGGGGGAUAAUAUGGAAAAUGAAUACUAGUGAUUUAUAUUCUCUCGAUAGGCAAGAAGGAGUGGAAAAUGGCAUUUAUAUCCCAAUUGAAAUCAUAGUUAGGACUCCAGAUGGGAAAGUAGUUAAAUGUCAUAGUUACCAGAUGGAUGACUAUGUCCAUGAUCUUCCUUCUCCACAGUAUAAAAAGGGGGAUGGUGGCAAGGAGGCCAUGUCUGAGCAUUUCUGGAGAUAACCUGCCAAUAUUUGUAUAUGUUGAAAUGUAAAACACUUGAACUUGUACAACCGGCUAUGAGAUUUAAUAAUGUUUGGAAUAGUUUUGCUGGCACUUAAUUGCAAAGCACAAUGUGGUAAUUACAGCUGUCGCUUGAUGCCAAGACAGUUAUGCCCUGAUCCUUGCAUUUUGACUCUUUGCACAUUAUACUAGCAGAAACUGUUCUGUUAGCCUGAAACAUGCACAUGAGUCCAUUCCUAUUCCUUAGAUGUACUUCCCAUAGUAAUGGACCAACAGAAACAUUGCUUCCAUGCUGUUAUAUAACCACAGUUUAUCCCUGAAGGAAUUACUGUCCAUUUCCCUAUCAUACUGUAAAUAUAUGAAAUAGCAACUGUUUAUAUUACUCAGUGUCAACAAGCAUUUCCUUGCCAAGCUGAUAGUAUGUCUGAUUUUUUUCCAAAGUAUAUAUCUGGAUACUGAGUUACAUGAGUGAUUCUAAUCACAGAAUGGGUUUUUCCAGUCCCUCCCCACCAAAACCCCACUGCCCUCCUCCAAGAUCGGACAAAGCUCAAAGAAAGGCCUAAGAUACAGUGCAGAGGUGUCGCCAAAUAUCAGCAUGAAGGCAGCUAAUGAAUGCCACACCCCAAGCCUUGCCCAAGAGUCCCUUGGCAUGGUCCGUGUGGAAUCCACCAUUGAAGCCUGACUUGCACAUGGCCGACUCACCAUUUGAUGAAAGUGCUGGUCUUAUGGGAUUGUUGUUGAUGGGAUGAAAUGAUCCCCGUCUAUGCUACCUUGAGCUUUCAGAGAAAGGUGGGUGUAAGUAUAAUAAAGAUGUGGCUGUCUCAUGAGAUCUCAGUCAUUUUUAUUUUAUUAUUUUUAAAAUAUUUCUUUAGUUGGGGGUUCAGUGAAUGCUAUGCAAUGACACUGCAAGCGCUUUUGUAUCUGUGUUGCUCAACCUGCACCAUACAAGUCUGUUUUAUAUUGACUUCUUGACUAAGCCAGUGAACGCAACCAGCUGUCUGUUGCCCACUAUCUAGUCUUCAAAUGGGGUGUGUUUGAAGCUGCUAUAUUUCUUCAUCCUUUUUCUCCCAGUUAUUUGUGUAAGGAACAGAAAUCUAAUGAUGGAACCUUUCCAUUUUUGUU
Molecule: messenger RNA, 2144 nt
Organism: Candoia aspera
Lineage: Eukaryota; Metazoa; Chordata; Lepidosauria; Squamata; Candoiidae
Gene: GGCT
Product: gamma-glutamylcyclotransferase
Exons: 5
Coding region: 534-1022 (162 amino acids)
Molecular function (GO): gamma-glutamylcyclotransferase activity
Source: RefSeq, a predicted model, not a curated record